AUGGCGAAGGAAAAGAUUGUUGAAUUUGAGGAGGGGUGGAACUUGAUACAGGAAGGAAUUACCAAGGUUAAGAACUUCCUUAAAACUGAAAACCCCGAGAAGCAGUUCAUCGGUGCAGAGGACUACAUCAAGCUUUAUACAGCAAUUGUGGACAUGUGUACUCAAAAUCCUCCGAAUUGCUAUGCCAAUCUGCUCUACGCCAAGUAUGGAGAGUCUUUUGAAGAGUACAUCACAUCCACGGUAUUGCCUUCACUUCGAGAGAAGGAUGGGGAAUUCUUGUUAAGAGGGUUGGUCAAAAGCUGGUCUAACCAUAAAAUCAUGAUCAAAUGGAUGAGUCGGUUAUUCCGAUAUAUUGAUCGGUAUUACAUUAUCCGGAAGUCACUUCCAUCACUGAGUGAAGUUGGAUUAAUUUGCUUUAGAGAUCUGGUGCAUGCAGAAUUUUAUAAAAAAGUUAGAGACGCUGUUAUGUCUCUGAUUGACAAGGAGCGAGAGGGAGAGCAAAUUGAUCGAGCACUAGUGAAAGAUGUCGUAAAUGUUUUUGUCGAGCUCGGUAAUGGGAAAAUAGAUUUAUACGAGAACGACUUUGAAGCUGAAAUGCUCAACAACACUGCACUAUAUUAUCAUCAGAAGGCGUCUACCUGGAUUUCUGAGGCCUCUAGUACAGAUUAUUUGCUCAAAGCUGAGGAGAGUUUAAAGCAAGAAAAGGACAGGGUCUACCAUUAUCUCCAUUUAAGCAGCGAAAAGAAGUUGCUUGAGAGGGUGCAACAUGAGCUGUUGACUGCGUAUGCCACCCAACCACCUGAUCAGAAGCAUCACUCUGGAUCCAAGGCAUUAUUGUUUAGGGACGAAAAGGGGCAAGAUUUGUCAAAGACGUACUUGCUUUUCUCCAAUAUACCUCCAGACCUGGAAGCUGCUGCCAAUAAGGUCUUGCAGCAUGCUGUGGAUGGCGGUCCAGCUUUGGCUGAUGAAGCUGAUCAUCAAGAUGCUGCAAACAAUUAG
Messenger RNA from Coffea eugenioides, 999 nucleotides. Its product is annotated as cullin-1-like. Gene Ontology annotation, cellular component: cullin-RING ubiquitin ligase complex. NCBI's taxonomy places the organism in Eukaryota, Viridiplantae, Streptophyta, Magnoliopsida, Gentianales, Rubiaceae. The coding region runs from base 1 to 999 and encodes 332 amino acids. Gene Ontology annotation, biological process: ubiquitin-dependent protein catabolic process; protein ubiquitination. The transcript has 9 exons. Gene Ontology annotation, molecular function: ubiquitin protein ligase binding. The record is from RefSeq and is a predicted model, not a curated record.